AUGAAAGUAACAGGAUCGGGAUCGGAUGAUAUUGGUGUAUUUACAAUCGAUGGAACCUAUUCAACUGAAAUAAAUCGAAUAGAUCUAACAAAAACAUAUCAGCUGGGUACUGGUAAUAGUUUAGAGAAUUUCGGACAUCAAGUAACAAUUCAAUUAACAUGGGACAAAACAAAUUAUCAGUUUGAAGGCAUAUGGAAUAUAGAAACGGAUAGAUAUUGUGAUAAAGGUAGAUUUGAACUUAAAUUUAACACAAAAUUGAUUCAAAUUCAAAGUGACAGUGACGGUACAUUUAAUAUUGAUUCGUCUUAUCCGCAACAAUUAAAUAGUUAUGUAACACGUGAAAAUUAUUUACGUUUACUAUCGAUAAUAAAUCCACUAAUGAAAGAAAUUAAGACAUACAAACGUUAUAAGUUGGCUUGUUUGAUGCCAUGCGUCUUUCUUUUCAUGGUCGUACUAAUAUUUGGAUUUUUCUGGCGAGCUUACGUCAAUGCACCAUCGGUGUUUUACAUAAUAGUGGAAUUGCUUGUGCCAAUUGGUAUCAUACGAACGAUAGUUAACACUAUUGAUUCCAAGACUAUACUUGUAACUGAAAAACUCAAAGCAACUGUAAAAACAUUCUCAGAUGAAACAUUCGCUAGUCCAUUUACAAAUCCUUCAGAAUGGACUAUACAAAUAGAUGAUUUUCUAAAGUGUACAUUAUCUAUAAAACUUCUUCCACCAUCUCAAAAAGACCUUGUAAACACAGAAGCAACAACAAAUUCCUUUAUUCUAUAA
This is a messenger RNA of Adineta steineri, 774 nucleotides long. Lineage: Eukaryota; Metazoa; Rotifera; Eurotatoria; Adinetida; Adinetidae. The record is from the annotation of a GenBank genome assembly.